Messenger RNA from Schistosoma rodhaini, 3726 nucleotides. The record is from the annotation of a GenBank genome assembly. NCBI's taxonomy places the organism in Eukaryota, Metazoa, Platyhelminthes, Trematoda, Strigeidida, Schistosomatidae.
UAUUAUCCUAAAAUGUAUUGAAUAACAUUAAGGAAAAAAAACUAUAUGGGAAAUAGUAACUAUGCUAUUAAAUCAAGUUAAAUCUAGUUCCUGUACUUUAUUAUAUUAUGAUUUAUAAUCAUAUACGUAUUCAUUUUACAUAACAUCAUAUUCAAAAUAUAUACUUGUUAUGAGGUUAACAACUUUAGUAGCCGGAUAUAAAAUUCAACAUAAAAAGGAUAUAAUAUCAUGUAUUGUAAUACUAUUGUUACUAUGCUGUCAUACAAAUACGGAUAACACUAUCGAUACACCUAAUAAUAAUGAAGACCAAGAAAAAACUUUCAUGAACUCAACCUUAUUAUUAUUAUUAUCAUUAAAUGAAAGUGAUCAAUUAAAUAAUAAAAAGUCGGAUGAUUGUACAAUUUCAUUAACCGAAUUUAUUAUUUAUUUUUAUAUUCAACCUAUAAUUUGUUUUAUUGGAUUUAUAUUAAAUAUAUUAAAUGUGAUUAUAUUUUGUAGACCACAAUUUUCAGGAGCUGCUUAUGCUUAUAUGAUUGCAAUGUCAUUAGCUGAUGCAAUUACAUUAAUUAGUUAUAUGCCAUCUGGUUUAGUUAGAUGCGGCAAAUACUUCGUUUAUUGUCAGCAUCCAGCGUUCAGAAGAUUCCGUAUUUAUCUACUAUACUAUAAUGCGUAUAUUCUCUUUCCCAUUGGAAAUAUUUCAGAGACAGCAAGUGUAUGGUUUACUCUAGUUCUAUCUGUAGAACGCUACCUAACUAUGAGCCAAAUAGGCUCAGUAUGUCAAAAUAAAUUCAGGAUGCAACCAUCUAACACAUCACCUUUAAAACAAAAAAGUGAAAUAUUGUACAAUACAAACCAUUCAAUGUAUAGCAUAGAAUAUCAAGAAACUUCAGAUGAAGAUGGAAAAUUGCCAAGAAAUGAUUCAAUUGGAGCAGCAGAAGAAAACAUAAUGGAACAGCAACAGCAUCGAGAACAACAAACAACAGUGAAUAAUUUGAAAUGGUAUAAGAAACUGACGAAUUGCUGUAAUUUAUCAGUAUUAAAACAAUAUGCCAGAAAUAGUUUGACCAAUAUUCCAACAUCAAAAUCUUUAUGUAUCUUACAUAAAUUACAUCAUUCACAUUUACAUAGACCGAUAGGACGUUGUAGCUUACAUAAAUGCACACAACUGUAUGCUUGCCGAAAUUGUAACUUUAAACAUUCACUAAUUUUUAUAACAUUCUUCAGUAUACUACUUAAUUUGCCACUAUUCUUUGUUCAAAAAGUUGUCACGAAAAAUAUUCCUAUAAAAAAGUCAACAAUAAAACCAAUUCACAAUAAUAAAACAAAUGAAUGGCUACAUACUACAUCAAACCAUUUCAAUAAUUUAACUUCAACUGAUAAUCAAUACAAUCAGGGUCAAAUACAAGUUUUCACUGGGCUUACAGAAUUUGGUAAUUCAGACAUUUAUAAAAUUUUCUCAUGGACACGUAUUAUAUUAAUACAAGUUUUACCAUUAUUAUUCUUAUGCUCUGUCAAUUUUUGUUUAUUACGUUUUAUACAUAUAGCAAAUAAACGUCGUCAAAGAUACUUAUUACCAAAUGUGUCCAAUAAAAAACUCGGUCGUUUUAAAUUACAGAAAGCAAAUUUACGUACUACAAAAGUUAAUAAAGCUUCAAGUGCUAGAUGGCAAUCAGCCCAGCGUAAAUUAACCAUUUUACUAAUUGUUAUUAUUUGUUUAUUUAUAGCUGGACAAAUACCACAAGCAUUUGCAUAUAUUACUAUAUUUGAAGCAUUUAAUAAACAUUUUGGUAAUGUAUGCAAACGAUGGAGAUGUUGCCCUCCAUAUUUAAUUUAUCGUUCAAUAGCACAUAUGUUAGGUUUAUUUACUUAUUCUAUUAAUUUUUUUGUUUAUCUUACAUUAAAUAAACAUUUUAAACAACAAUUAAAUAUUUGGUUUUUAUUAUUAUGUCCUAUUAGUAAACAACUACAAAAAAAUUAUUCAUUAAAACAAAAUAAAUUAAUCAAUCAUUCUUAUAAUCCAACAAAAUCAGAAUUAUCAUUUACAAAUCAACAGAAAUCAAAUAUUCUACCUCAUAAUAAUCUUUAUUAUCGUAUGCGUCGAAGAAGACGUUCAUCUGGAUUAUUAUAUAAUCCUACAAAACGAUUAAUAUCCAUUGAUAAUACAGAUUUAUCUUCUGAAGUAGUUUCAGCUCCAGUUGAUUUAUAUACUAAUUUAAAAUGGAAAAAUAAACUAAAUAAAGAUCGAUUGUCAACACCGAUUCAUCAUUCCCCUCAAUGUAUAAACAAAAUCAAUUCAAUUAAUCAAUCAGAAAAUAUUAUUGAUUAUAAGAAAAUCAAUUAUUGUUCUUCAUCAGUACCUAUUAUUCAUGAUACAUCAAAUUAUUUAAUUAUAUCCAAUCCUUUUAUUAAUAUAAAUAAUAAUAAUAAUCUAAUAUAUAAAACUAUAGAAACAUCAUGUCAACAAUCAUUUUUGAAUUUAUUAAAGCCAACAAAUUGUCAAACAGAGAUAAAAUAUGAUUUAAAUGAUCCGACAUGUAUUUAUAAAACUAUUCGAACAUAUUAUUCAUAUGAUUCAGUUAUCAAAAAUUGGAUAUUUCAAUUAACUAAUUUAAAUACUAUUACUACUACUACUGCUACUACUAAUAAUAAUAAUAAUAGUAAUAAUGGUAAGAGUAAUAAUAAUAGUCAAGAUCAGGAUUGGCAACAUACUAAACUAAUUACAACAUCACCAUUACAUUCAAAUCAAUUAAUGACAAAUGAAUAUAGUUUCGAUAAUAGUGAUAAUUUACAACAUGGUAAAUAUAUACAAAAUUAUAAUAAAUAUAAAGAAGAUACUACUAAUAAUGUAAAACAAAAUAUUAUACAUUGUGUAAAUCAUAAUAUGUUACAUAAUAGUAAUGAUAAUAUUAGUAUUAGUACUAGUAGUAAUAGUAGUGUAAUAACCAAUUCAAAAACUUGUACUCAUUCAAUAAUUGAUUCUGAUUCACAUGGUGUUGGUUUAACAUUUUCACAUGUUUAUUGUCCACUUAUAUAUAGAGAAAGUGAUUUUGAUGUGAUAUCAGUAGAUGAAAAUAUUGAACAAGAUGAACCAGAACCUAAUUCAUUUUUAUGAUUUAAAAAGUUAAGUAUUAUAUGUUUAUAAAAGAAGAAUUAUAUUUUCAUUUUGAAUGGUAUAUCUAAUAUCAGAAGACUAGAGUCUAUGUAACGUUAAAACAUUGAAAUACAUAAAGAAACUACAUUGUGUAUUCUAACAUAACUCUGAACUACAAAUACUUUCUAUCGCGUUUCGAUGUAUUUUGUUCAUUUGUACUUUUACCUUACACACCAUCAUCAAUAUGAGUAAAUUUCUCUCAUUACUUCCUGAUAUAUCGGUGAAUUUUAUAAUAGAUAUGAAUAUGUAUAUACAUUUCACUGUGAAUAUUUAUGGUAUAAUAUACCCAUUCAAGUAUAUAUAAUCAGUGUAAAGUUCUUUUUAUUAAAUUCAUUCCUACUUCCAGAAAAAUAAAAGUAUUGACAAAUAUUUUUCUAAAGAAAUAUGGAUAUAUUUUUGUGUUACUUGUAAUCGGAUUUCACUUUAUAAACUCACUGUACGAAUAUGACAUUUUUUGUAGUACAUUAUUAUGUAGAGCCUUAUUGUAUUUUCUAAACUAGUCAUAAUUCUGUAAAGUAUACGUAUAUAUAUUAUUCAUCAGGUUAUAGCAUUCAAAUAAAACUUAUUGAAAUAAA